Molecule: messenger RNA, 2209 nt
Organism: Amborella trichopoda
Lineage: Eukaryota; Viridiplantae; Streptophyta; Magnoliopsida; Amborellales; Amborellaceae
Product: RNA-binding CRS1 / YhbY (CRM) domain protein
Molecular function (GO): RNA binding
Source: RefSeq, a predicted model, not a curated record
GGGCCCUGAAAGAAAACCACACCAUCCUCUUUCUCUCUCUAGUUAUUCAACUAUCACCAAAAACCUCUGAAAAUCAGAACGAGAAACAGUAUUAAAUGUAGAAAUAAAAAGAUGGGUUUUUGAUGUUGCAUCUGAUUCCAAACCAUGUGGGCAACAAAGGGUUUUCAAAGGCAUUGUAUGCGGUUCACUUCAGCUCUCAACAAUAGGAAUUUGUUAAGAGAUGCUUCAGAAUUGCGAGUGAACCCAUUUCACAGAUUGAGAUGGGCUAGUGAGGAGUUUGGGCAAUGGGGUUCUUCUUCUUCGACCUUCUCCUCUUCUUCUUCUACUUCUUGUUCCUAUUCUUCUGCUUCUUGUAAGAACUCCAUGAAUGGGUUUUCCAUGGGUUUUUCACAUGUUGUGAGUCGAUCAAUGUCGACAAAAGGGAGGAGUAUGAGGAGCAAAGUAGAGAAGAGAAUGAGGAGAGAGACUGGGAAGACCCUUCGAGAGAUAAGGCGGGCCAAGAAGCUAAGAAAGAAGCUCAUGUCUGAUGAGGAGAGGCUUAUUUAUAGUCUCAGAAGAGCCAAAAAGAAAGUGGCUUUGCUCCUACAAAAACUUAAGAAGUACGAGUUGCCGGAGCUACCAGCUCCUCGCCAUGAUCCUGAGCUAUUGACUCCUGAGCAACUUCAGGCUUACAAGAAGAUCGGGUUUAAGAAUAAGAAUUAUGUACCAGUAGGUGUUCGUGGAGUCUUUGGAGGUGUUGUCCAAAAUAUGCAUCUUCACUGGAAGUUUCAUGAGACUGUACAAGUAUGCUGUGAUAACUUCCCAAAGGAGAAAAUCAAGGAAAUGGCUACUAUGCUUGCAAGAUUAAGUGGUGGUAUUGUGAUCAAUAUACAUGGUGUGAAAACAAUUAUAAUGUUUCGUGGCAGGAAUUAUCGGCAACCGAAAAACCUGAUACCAAUCAACACCCUUACCAAACGAAAGGCACUAUUCAAAGCUAGAUUCGAGCAAGCGCUCGAUUCUCAGAAACAAAACAUCAAGAAAAUCGAGCAACAGCUUAGGCGCAUGGGCAUGAACCCUGAGGACCCCAUUGCCAUGGCCAGCGUCCAAAGAGUCGCCUCCACCUUCUUUCGUGCCAUUGAUGACAAGCAAGGGACACCUUAUGUCUUCCAUGGUGAUAACCAAACUAGCCCAAAACCCAUGGCUGAGUCCCCUGAAGCCUCAGAAGACCCUCUUCCAUCUGAUGAGGAUAGUGAUCAAGAGGAGCUCGAUAGAUUUAUUGCUGAGAUAGAAGAGGCAGCUGACCAGGAGUGGGAAAAGGAGGAGGCCGCAGAUAAGGAAGAGAUCGGAAGGAUUAGGUACUGGAACAGAGAACAAAUGGGGGGUAGAGAGGGAAGUGAGGAUUCAGACGAUGAUGGGGGUGGUCAUGGCAUGAGGAAUUGGCAUGAUAGCCAAGAUAGAGGGAGGAGGACCACUGACUUGAGGAGGUGGGAUGGUCGUAAGGAUCGUGUGGCUGAGGUUUCACCACGUGAUAGGUGGGAUUCUGGUGAUUCAGAGUCAGAGGAUGAGCUUGGUUUAAUGGAUGAUGGCAUGGACAAUGAUUCAGAUGCUAGUGAUGAUGUGGGUCCAUCAAGGAGCAUGAUCAAGGUACCUAAGGAUCAUAAACUUGAGAAUAGGGGUGUUCAUGAGAGAGGUGGUGGAGCUAGAUUUAGACAAAAGGUCAUUGUUGAAGAUGAUGAUGAUGGUAAUGACGGUGAUGAUGAUGGAGGGUUUGUCGGGAACAAGCAGGGGAAUGACCAAAAAUUUUGGGAGUCUGAGGGUGAGGAAGAGGAAGAUUUGAGAUUGCCUGGUUAUGAUUCUUGCAGUAGCAGUGGUGAGGAACUUGAGUACAAUAUGGUAAAGGAAGAGAGAGUUGAGAGAGAUGAUAACAGGGGUAAGGGUGGUAAACAUAACAUGACAUUGAAGCAAGUAGAUGAAGAUUGGGACAGUGAUUAGUGAGUAAUAUACUGUGGUCAACGUAGUUCACUAUUUAUUUUGAAAAAAAUUGUAUUUUUAUUCCCUUGAGAAAAUCAAGGAAAGUGUUGGCAGAGAAAAAUAUUGUCCACUGCAAUACUGCGAUAUUCAUGUGGUGUUGUAACAAUUGAGAACCAUUUGAUGAUUUGGAUUUAUAAAUUGGAAAAGAUCACUACAUAAUUUAUAAAGAAAAUAGCAUAUAUCCAUUAUGUAUACGGUU